Messenger RNA from Metarhizium album ARSEF 1941, 7767 nucleotides. RefSeq names its product beige/BEACH domain protein. The transcript has 7 exons. The coding region runs from base 1 to 7767 and encodes 2588 amino acids. NCBI's taxonomy places the organism in Eukaryota, Fungi, Ascomycota, Sordariomycetes, Hypocreales, Clavicipitaceae. The record is from RefSeq and is a predicted model, not a curated record. Gene Ontology annotation, molecular function: protein binding.
AUGUUGUCCCAUCCUCGUCGUUGUCGGUCCUGGACCUCUGCGUCGGGCCCAGUCGCGUCCAAGUCUUUCGAAAUCCUGCAGAAACUCCUUGAUGGCUUUGCGACUGCUGCGUCGUCACCCGGAGAGAACGGCUAUCCCGACAUUGGCAAACUAAUCAAGCCUUUAAGGGACAUAAACCGACAUGUAUCUGCCCCAGGGUUGCCAGCUUUGCAGGAUGAUUUUCGACACGCCCGCGGCUUUGACAUUCUUCUCGACGUCCUGCGCGCUUUCUCGGGCUUUUACGAUCCACAAAAGCGAAGCCAAGCUGACAUGAUGUCGCUGUUCAAACUUUUGGGGGCCAGUCUGAACGUGCUUUCCUCAGUAUUGCGCAAUCACCCUGGCAAUAAGAGGUUCUUUCGUUAUCGCGUCGCCGGCGGUGGAUGGGAGGCUCUAGAGCAGGUUAUUGCUAGUAUUGGACUGGGCGGUGCCGAGCCUGACCCGUGGGUCAGUUGUCAUGUGUUUGGAAAACUUCUUGCAUUUGCACUUGACAAUGAAGCAUUGGAUCUACUCUGCCAGGCUAUUGCUAAAGGAUUGCGCGCCGAAUCCGAAACGACACCACCAUCAGCCUCUGAAGGAGACAACGACAAGGGGGAGCUCCCGUCUGAUGACGGCGAUUCACAAUGGGACCUAGUUUUGGCUCAACCAGUCGAUAAUAUUGGACCUAAUGUACGAGACAUCCUCAAGUCCACUUCGGUGAUUCGAUUUCCAGAGAUUCUUCGACCAGUUGUCAGCUUCUGGAUGGCCAUACCACGUCAGGCAGACUCACCUGCAACACCAAGCUCUCUUUUCGUUCUGGAAACGAUCCUGUGCGCCAUGUCGGAUUCCAUCUUCAAUCGGGUCGCAGUCCAUUCCACAGGCGUCUUGUCCCAGUUUCUCCGUGCGGCUUUCGGUCGGGGAGUGUUGCUGGCACUAUCUGAACGUGAAAAACUGCUCGCCAUCUGUAAAUUGCUCAUGUUUCUAGGCGUCAAUCAGCCUGCGGAUACACAAUUUCUCCUUGCUGCUUCGCGACCUGACGCAGCCGACUUUUGUUUGGAAAUGAUGUCUCAAUAUGCCGGCCCGCCUUUUUUUCAAUUCGAUUUAUCCUUGCAUGGCCACUCGUCUCUUGAAUUGUCUAGUCUUGGUCGCCCAUUUCCUCCCCAGUCAACUGCUGGAUAUACCUUCACAGCAUGGGUACGGAUUGAGAAUUUUGAUCCCACUUCUCACACUACUUUGUUUGGUGUUUUUGAUGCUUCGCAAACAUGCUUCGUACUCAUGUACUUGGAGCGGGAUACCCAUAACUUCAUCUUGCAGACUUCGGUAUUUUCGAACAAACCGAGUGUGAGGUUCAAGUCCGUUGCCUUUAGCGAAAGAAAGUGGUACCAUAUUGCGAUUGUACACCGAAGACCAAAGCCAAUGACCGCCAGCAAGGCGUCUUUGUACGUAAAUGGAGAAUUUGCAGAGCAAGUUCGUUGCAGUUAUCCUCUGACACCACCAUUGUCGAAUGACAACAACGAGAGCUUCGCAUCUUUCAACUCAAAUCAUAACAAAACGAAUCCGGUCCAGGCUUUUCUGGGGACGCCUUUGGAGUUAUCUGGCAAAGUUGGCCCUGGACGGGUUGUCUCGAGAUGGUCUCUUGCUUCGGCCCAUUUAUUUGAAGACGUCCUCAGCGACGAUUACUUGGCAGUGCACUACGGGCUCGGUCCCAGAUACCAAGGGAAUUACCAAGACAGCCUGGGAGGCUUUCAAACCUACGAGGCCUCCGCCACUCUUGGCCUGCGCAAUGAGAUUACACACCCUGGAAAGGAUGAGAAUUCUGAUAUACUGCGCGCGGUUCGAGAGAAGGCGAGCACGCUGCUACCCGAGUCCAGAAUCAUGUUGAGCAUUCUCCCAUCUGCCACAUUUCCCGAAAACGUUCAGUUCCUAGAUACUGGCCUUCUGCGGUCACUUCCGCGCAUAUCAACUCGAAACCUAUUCCGUGUAUCAAGCCAAGAAGGCGCGCCAUUGGCGCUAAAUUGCGCGGUACCCAGCCUGCCGGAUGCGUUGCUCAGAGCACACGGCAUGGCGUCAUUCCGCGGAACCCCAAUCGUCGCUGUCCCAUCCUAUCUGGAUGAAAACCUUUGGCGACUUGCUGGAUUCACACCCCUUGCCCUGAAGCUGCUGGAGCGGGCUACCACAGUGGACGAAACGAUAAGGUCCAUCGAGAUAAUGUUUCAUUGCAUUCGCAAGAGCUGGCGAAAUAGUGAAGCUAUGGAACGAGACAAUGGUUACGGCAUCCUAGGCAUGCUCCUACGAAUCAAAGUUGGCUAUAGUACCCAAAUCGCAGGCGAACCAGCAGCAGAACGAUUACUCAUUUCAAACGAGGAUCGAGACAGCUUGUUGUUUCGUAUUCUGAGCCUUAUUCUCGGCUUUGUUGGCUACAAUCACGCAGAACCCAUCGACUCCUUCAUCAUCAAUCCGUUGGCAUACCGCGUUUUGCUCAUUGAUCUUGACAUUUGGCGAAAAUCAACUUCUCGUAUCCAAGAGCUAUAUUAUAAACAAUUCUUGACGUUUGCUGUCAAUAGUAAACAUCACGAGUUUAAUAGUCGUAGACUGACACGGAUGAGAAUCGUAAAACGGCUGUUAGAUGCCAUGAAAGGCGAAGCUGUAUCCGAGGAUGUUGUAAUACAUUUCAUGCUUGCCUUUGAGAUGCUGGUGAAGUCAAACCUGAGUCAGGAGGUCUUGCGAGCGCUAUCACUGUUCAUCACAUUUGCUUUUCACACUCCGCCUGCUUCGAAUCCACGCACCCCCAAGGCCUUAUCCUCAACCUCACGACCAGGCACACCCGGAACGCUGAGAAAGAGUAUGGCGGACCCUAUGAGGGUUGUCACACCACCUGUUGGCACUAAAUUUCUCUCUAGGCGACAACUUGGAGCGCGGGUGUUGGGCAUGUAUGCUCGCAUUCUCUGCGAAAAGGGCAAUACAAACCACAUAAAGAAAUUUGCAAGAACUGUAACAAACAAGUGGCUACUAUACCUCCUUGCCGACGAUGAUGCUGAAGUUGUCAUACAAGGUUGUAGGAUUCUGGCUAGGCUUCUAGUUUCCCAUGGCUCUAGUUACACGUCAAAGUUUGCCGGAAAAUCUGGUGGUUUUGUGAUCAUGGCUAGUAAACUGAAGCGAUUCUGGGCCAACGCAAAGCUGUGGCCCAUUUGCUUCAGCAUUCUAUUUGGCUGCGAUGUUGCCAACAUCAGCUUGGAAGAUGGCAUUGACCCCCCUUCGCUUCUCGCCCUCUUCUCUAAGAGAAAAGUUGUGUAUCCGGAAUCACUGAUAAUUAUCACGUCAAUGCUCCAACACGGGUUGAGAGAUGUGAUGAAGCGCCUGGACGAGAGCGAUUCGCAGACCAGGAGUCGUGGCGACGGUGACAAUGGGAGUAUGGCGUCGAACCUCUCGGCAGCAGAGCUUAAUAUGGCAAACUUGAGCAAAUUUGACAGCCCGCUGUCCGAAGAAAAUGUUCUAUCUGGCACGAUCCGCUUUUUGUUGGACUUGCAAGAACGAUCUGCUGAAUUCCGGGACUUCGUCAUAAGUUCAGAUUGGAUGCGGAUGCUACUUAUUGCACUGUAUCCAUGUGUCGUGAGCACUGACGCAGUCACACCAGAAGUUGAACUGAACUCUCGAGAUUCAGCUUUGACAUUUGAGGGUAGCGAUGUCAUCAUUCACCCUAUUGGAAGAGGAUCUGCUCCGGCUCCGAUCGUGAGGACCAGUAGUGUGGAUGUGUCAUCAUCGCCCCUGUCAACACCUUCCAGAGGCACACCACUGCGACGAGCCUCAUCAUUUGUGCUCCUUACAGCCCAUCAAACGGCCCCGAAAGAUCAGACACACUCGGAUGUACACUCGCGUCAGUCCAGUGACCCAAGCGGCCAAGCGUCAGGUGGGCUAGUCUUCGACGGAAUGCUGGAGCUCGUUCUCCGAGUGUUUUUGGACCAGGUCUGGAAUAGAAAGGACUUCUCUGGAUUUUCGCUCUUUACUAAUGUCCCUCCUGGUUUCCAGGAACAUCAAGCGUAUUUUGAGUCCUUUCUUCUGAAGAAAGUAUUGGGGCAACUCACAAACAGAAUUCACGUCAACAAAAAGUCACUAUGUGAACCUGGUCUAUUGAUCAACCUAUCUCGACUCUGUUCCCAGAUGUCCGAGGCCAUCUUUGAGGGCUGGUUUAUCGAUGGGGCUGAAGUCGCAAUUGAUUUCAUUGGUUCGAUUCUAGAAUACCUUCAGCGGCCGGAUGUUUCAAACUUGAAGAGCGUUCGCCUGUGCAGUCAGGCAGUAUCUACCGUCCGAAGCUGCUUAUUCAGAAUUGUACUCCUGAAGCUCUCGGACCUGGACAACGCUCAAGUCUCUGAAAAGGAAGCUAAGGCCUUUAUGAAUAUGCUCGGAUAUUGGCAAAUGUCCAUUCUUGCGUCUUUCAAUCACGACGAUGAGUAUUUUAGGCUCUUUUGGUAUCAGCUGUACAUCAAGCUCAUUGAUGGCAAAACAUCCACCAGGAUUGCAGCAGCAAACCUCCUCAGGAUUAUCAUGGUACAAAAACCAGAUGAAUCGGUAGCCCUCAUUCGGUCAUGCAUCACUCCCGACCAAAGACAGCUGUCGCGAGAUUUCCAGAAGCUGACAGAAGUGGAUGACGAGACUUUUGUUCUCUGGGUGGACAAACACCGUCCAUCACUGGAUGAACUAUUCUUUGGAAACAUUGCCAAGACAUGGGAAGAUUUCGUUAUGAUUGAGAAUCAACGUACGGCUGAAAGCGCUAGAGGCAGACUCUCUAAGCGCAAGGACAAGUUAAAAGCCUGGUAUUCCGAUGCCGUCAAUGCUAGUAAGACACUUCUCAAUCAUGACGUUGGAAACACGGCCUGGAUGAAGAGCAUAUUCAACUCAGAGUAUUUCAAGUAUCAGAGGCUUCUGCAAGAUCAGCAAGAUGACAUGGCCUAUUUGGGAGCCGCAUAUCGCGGGAUGGAGAAGGAUUUGACACGACCGGGUGCUGUCUUCAGCGAGCCCAUCCCACUCAAGUGGAAGCUCGAUAGAACUGAAGGUCGAAAUCGUAUGCGUUUACGACUCCUGCCAGAUGCGUCUGGAUUUGACGGGAAAUGCCAGUCCAAGGGAAAGGCAAUGGAGGCUUCAUCUGUCCCCCUUCGGGUAAAUACGGCUAUGAGCACGACCCCCCCGACCACUACGCCAAGCCGCUCGCUGUCUUCCACGAAUCUUGUUGGUGGGAACGACGCUGCAGCGAUGGUUGAGCCUGACUCUGCGUCGGGCAAGCAGGAAGGCGGAUUUAUGGCCGAGGAUGACUUCGAGCUAGUCGACGACCCCAAUGAGCCAAUUGAAGGGGAGAAUACUUUCGAAGACAAGAACAGGAAGGUUAUGAGGCGAUUGGAACACGGAGACCAGGUACAGGCUGCUUACAACAUGUCUCGAAUUACCGGUUUAGAAGCCUGUGAGGGAAUUCUUAUCGUCGGUAAAGAUGCCCUAUACAUGAUGGACAACGUAUUCCAGUGUGCAGGCGGAGACAUCGUCAAUGUGUGGCAAGCACCUCCGGAGGAGCGAGAUCCCUUCACCAUGGUUGUUACCGGGACCAAGACGCUCGAGAAGCGCCAAACUGCUGGCAUGCGUGAUCAAGAUUCUCGCCAUUGGAAGUGGCAUGACGUUAUCAGUUUCUCCAAACGACGAUUCCUGUUUCGAGACGUCGCGAUUGAAAUCUUCUUCACCGAUGGCCGUAGUUAUUUGCUCACGAUGAUUAACUCCGCUGUUCGAGAUACUGUAUACGGCAAGCUACUGAAUAAGGCGCCGCACACAAGCGCGGCCAAUGCCUUGCCAAACCCCGAAGACGCCUGGAGACUUGACGCACUCAAGAUUGUUGACGAUCCCCCCCAAGGAUUUGGUGCAGGCUUAGGCUCCAGGAUUGGCACGCUCUUCAACUCUUCACCGUCGAAUCCAAUUGUGAGGCGAUGGCAAAGGGGCGAAGUGUCCAACUUUCACUACCUUAUGAUGGUCAAUACCAUGGCAGGCAGGACUUUUAACGAUCUCACACAAUAUCCCGUGUUUCCGUGGAUCCUUGCCGACUAUACGAGUGAGGACUUGGACCUUGAAGACCCGGCAACAUUCCGAGACUUGUCAAAGCCCAUGGGCGCCCAGACCCAAGCCAGAGUUCCUGGAUUUGUUGAGACAUAUAGUGCGCUCAAGGAGAUUGGUCAAGCACCAUUUCACUAUGGUACUCAUUAUUCGUCUGCAAUGAUUGUCAGCUCCUAUCUGAUUCGACUUCCUCCAUUCGUGCAGUCGUAUCUCCUUGUUCAAGGAGACAGCUUCGAUCACGCAGACCGACUGUUUCAAUCCGUCGCUGACGCUUGGACAUCUGCAUCAGCCAGGAACAAGACAGACGUCCGAGAGCUUAUUCCUGAAUUCUUUUGCCUCCCUGAAUUCCUGACAAACAUCAACGGAUAUGAUUUUGGUCGCAAACAAAGCACUGGGGCACAGGUGGACCACGUUAAGCUCCCACCUUGGGCCAAGGGAGAUCCUAAGAUAUUCAUUGCAAAGCAUCGGGAGGCCCUAGAGAGCCCCUAUGUUAGCGAAAAUUUGCAUCACUGGAUCGACCUUAUCUUCGGAUGUAAGCAGCGGGGGGACGCAGCCGUGGAAAAUCUCAAUGUGUUCCACCAUCUGUCGUACGCUGGCGCAAGUGACUUGGAUCGCAUUACUGAUGCCAAUGAAAGAGCUAUAACAGCUGGCGUCAUUCAUAAUUUUGGUCAGACGCCUCACCAAGUGUUCAACAAGCCACAUCCGGCUCGGGAGUACACGCAAUGUUCGACGAGACGACUGGAUACAUCAAUUUUCUCGUUGACUUGUCUGCCUCGGCCCCUCUUAGAGAGCCACGAACGUGUAGCUAGUUUGAUAUACGCCCCAAAACUCGACCGCCUGUUGUGUGCAUCGGCGUUCCGACUCAAUUUUGCGCCGUAUGAUAAGUUUUUGGAAUGGGGAUAUGCGGAUAACAGCAUCCGGUUCUUCUUGAGCGACAAUCGCAAGCCUGCCGGACUAUUUGAAAACCUUCACACUGGGCAGAUCUCGUGCGCUUGCUUCGCAGACUCCAAAACACUAAUCACUGCAGGCGAAGAUUGUGUUGUGUCAGUCUACACGGUACACACGGCACCCGGCAAAGUCGUUGAACUUGUUCCGCGAUCCAGCAUGUUUGGUCACAAGACUCUAGUCACGGCCAUUGCUGUUAGCAUAGCCUUUAGCACCUUUGUGACGGCGUCGGCAGAUGGACAAGCCUUCCUUUGGGAUCUCAACCAGCUCACCUUUAUCCGUAAGCUGCCACUGGUGCGACUCGUGGAGUGUGCUGCGAUGAACAAUGUUUCUGGGGAAGUCUUAUUGUGCUCGGGCCCGAACGUUCUCUUGUACACACUCAAUGGAACCCUCAUCCUGGACCAAAAUGUCUGCGGAGAGCAAGAUGAUUAUGUACAUUCAUGUGCAUUCUACGAAGGCGCCGGAGACGAGUGGCUGGAGAAUUGCAUAAUUUUUACCGGCCACAGCCAGGGAAAAGUUAAUGUUUGGCGCAAAUGUGUUCUCGGCGGCAAGUGGACACUGGAAUUGCUUCGAAGGCUAGAUCAUCUUGACUUCAAGGGCGGCACACAAGGCAACACGAAUGCUGGAAUUACUUGUAUUACACCCAUGCCCACUUGCUUAUACACCGGAGAUGAGGAUGGGAGAGUGUACGAAUGGAAUUUUGGUCGCGGAGACCGAUAG